CAAUAUGAUAUAGGCAGAGGGAAAAACCUAUAAGAGUUAAGGAGAAGAAACACAAGGAGAAGAAAAGAAGGAGGUGAAGCUCUGAAUUCUAAAACAAGAUGGGAAGUGAAGAUCGUGUGAAGCUGGUGAACUUUUGGGCGAGUCCAUUUGGCAAAAGGGUUGAAUGGGCCUUGAAACUGAAGGGUGUAAAGUAUGAGUAUAUUGAAGAAGAUGUCUACAACAUGAGCAGUCUAGUUAUGGAGUUGAACCCGGUUCACAAGAAGGUUCCGAUUCUUGUUCAUGCCCAGAAACCAAUCGCUGAGUCAUUCACCAUUCUUGAAUACAUUGAUGAAACAUGGAAGCAGUAUCCACUAUUACCUCAAGAUCCUAAUCAAAGAGCACUUGCUCGCUUUUGGGCCAAUUUCGGUGAGCAAAAGCUUAUGAGAGCAGCACGAAAAGCAAUGACAACCAGCCGGGAUGAACGCGCAAAGGCUCUUAAGGAAACGAGAGAACUAAUGGAGAGAAUAGAAGAAGAGAUUAAGGGAAAGAAAUAUUUCGGAGGGGACAAUAUAGGGUUCCUUGACAUUGCACUCGGAUGGAUCUCUUACUGGCUUCCUGUUGUGGAGGAAGUUGGAUCGAUGCACAUAAUAGACCCAUUGAAAUUUCCAGCCAUCACUUCAUGGAUGACCAAUUUUCUCAGCCACCGUGUGAUCAAAGACAAUUUGCCCCCAAGAGAUAAGAUGCUUGUUUACUACCGCAACUUGGUUAAUUAAGGUUUAGAUGGAUGUCUUUGACAAAUUAUGAAUUUAAUAAAACUACUAGCUCUUUUAACAUGCAUGCAUGUCUUCCAUAAAUUACGAUGAAUUUAUUAAAAAUUGCUCGUGUAAUAUUUUUCAUCAACAAUUAAGACUUUGUUGUUCA
Molecule: messenger RNA, 900 nt
Organism: Glycine soja
Lineage: Eukaryota; Viridiplantae; Streptophyta; Magnoliopsida; Fabales; Fabaceae
Product: probable glutathione S-transferase
Exons: 2
Coding region: 99-752 (217 amino acids)
Biological process (GO): glutathione metabolic process
Cellular component (GO): cytoplasm
Molecular function (GO): glutathione transferase activity
Source: RefSeq, a predicted model, not a curated record